This is a messenger RNA of Penicillium salamii, 801 nucleotides long. The record is from the annotation of a GenBank genome assembly. Lineage: Eukaryota; Fungi; Ascomycota; Eurotiomycetes; Eurotiales; Aspergillaceae.
AUGGAUACAGCCAUUGACCUCUCCAAUGCCGAAAAGGCAUUGGAUCUUGCCAACAUUCGAUUCCAGUUGAUUCGCCUGGAAGAUACAAUUACCUUCCAUCUGAUUGAGCGUGUGCAGUUCCCGCUCAACAAGACCAUCUACGUUGCUGGCGGUGUCAAGAUCCCCGAUAGCCCGUACAGUCUCCUCGACUACUUCCUCCGGGAGCAAGAGCGCCUUCAGUCGCGUAUGCGCCGCUUCGAAUCACCCGACGAGUACCCAUUCUUCUCGGAUGCCCUUGAAGCCCCGAUCCUCCAGCCACUGCAGUACCCCCACAUUCUGCAUGAGAACGAUGUCUGCGUGAACGACGUGAUCAAGCAGCGCUACAUUGAGGAGGUUCUGCCAGCAGUGUGCCCCAAGUUCGGCCGGGAGGACCGUGGAGAAACCCAGGAGAACUAUGGAUCUGCAGCGACAUGUGAUGUUGCUUGCUUGCAGGCACUGUCGCGUCGCAUUCAUUUCGGAAAGUUUGUCGCGGAAUCCAAGUUCCAGAAGGACCCUGAGACCUUUGUUCGCCUGAUCAAGGCAGAGGACCGGGCUGGUAUCGAUGCAGCUAUUACCAAUGCCGCUGUGGAGCUGAAGGUCCUUGAGCGCUUAGGCCUCAAGGCGAAGACUUACGGCACCGAUCCUGCCUUCCCUGAUGAGAAGGGAGAGAAGAUCAACAGCGAUGCUGUCGUUGCUAUCUACAAGGAAUGUGUCAUCCCGUUGACCAAGAUUGUGGAGGUAGAAUACCUCAUGCAGCGUCUCAAGGGAACACAAUGGGAGUAA